AUGUCUGCUUCUCACGAUUCUCAUGUUCUUGGAGGCUACAAGGCUACCCUUUCAAACCCAAACACCAGUGACGAGGCUAAGGCUCACGCCGAACAAGUUCUUGCGGAUGCUGGCGUUAAUGAGUCCCCAAACACGACUGGAAGCAGCGAGCACGAGAACCGAGUGAUGGGAGGAUACAAGGCUACGUUAUCUAACCCAAACACUAGUGAAGAGGCAAAGGCACACGCAUCCGAAGUUCUUGACCAGGGAACUACCGCUACUUCGGCCCCCACUGGAGGUAACGAACACGAAAACCGCGUCCUUGGAGGCUACAAGGCCACAUUAUCUAACCCCAACACUAGUACGGAAGCCAAGGAACAUGCAAAGGAGGUCUUGGGCCAAGCUGGUACCAGUGCCGACACUACUGGUUCCGGAGAAACAACUUCUGAGCACGAGAAGCGCGUCCUUGCCGGUUACAAGGGUGUCCUGGCCAAAGACAACACUUCUGAGGAGGCCAAGGAGAAAGCCAGGGCUAUUCUAUCCGAGGCUGGUGAACUCCACUAA
Molecule: messenger RNA, 543 nt
Organism: Rhizoctonia solani
Lineage: Eukaryota; Fungi; Basidiomycota; Agaricomycetes; Cantharellales; Ceratobasidiaceae
Product: Conidiation protein 6
Exons: 4
Coding region: 1-543 (180 amino acids)
Cellular component (GO): cytoplasm
Source: RefSeq, a predicted model, not a curated record